Messenger RNA from Acanthopagrus latus (yellowfin seabream), 21290 nucleotides. It is a transcript of the gene cacna1c, whose product is annotated as calcium channel, voltage-dependent, L type, alpha 1C subunit. Bases 3387 to 10412 code for a protein of 2341 amino acids. The transcript has 52 exons. The record is from RefSeq and is a predicted model, not a curated record. Gene Ontology annotation, molecular function: high voltage-gated calcium channel activity. Gene Ontology annotation, biological process: calcium ion import across plasma membrane. Gene Ontology annotation, cellular component: voltage-gated calcium channel complex; membrane. Lineage: Eukaryota; Metazoa; Chordata; Actinopteri; Spariformes; Sparidae.
GGGGGGCAAACAGUGGAAAAGGGAGUUGAGCUUGUGAACAUGUUUCAUAAACAACAUUGUAACGAAGGGGUCCUGGGUCUGGAGGAUGCCGGAGUUAAUGCUACAAAUCAAGUUAGCUGCUGAUUAAUGAAACUAUUGAAUUUUGAGAUGCAGCCAGUCAGGUCAGCAGACAACCAAAUGAGUCUUCUGACCCUUACAAUCAAAUGAGGGCACAGAUGUGCUGCCGUACAUCUCGGCCUGGCAGACGCAUGUUCGCCGUUCAUUAUUAGCCGGGCUCGUUCUACAACCCAGAGUUUAAAAUUAGUCAUUUCCCAGUGGCAAGAGAAGCCAGCAGUGCCAUUACGGGCCCCAGGAGUCUCCUGAUCUACGUAAACAUGAUCAACAUGGGAGGGAAAAGGCAACACUAAUACCCAUUCGUCACGGGACUACACAGCAGUAAGUACUGUGCUAUUUUCAUUUGUACUGGCUCCUAAAAGCAUAGAGGUAACGUUUUUACAUAAUUGCUCAAUUUCAGACAGUCAGUAUGGAGCAAGUCAUAAUUUUGCCCAGAACCAAAUGUAGUACCAGGGAACAAAAACAGCGAAGGUCUAUAUAACACGUCCAAAUCCCACAAUCCUUGACCUUCUUUCAUGUAUCCAGUCAAAUGAGAUUUUGGUGUAGAAGAUGCAAAACAAUUCUUUACUUUCAGGAAUGUCUUUUUUUUGCAAAUCUCUGUUCCUAACACAUUUAGAGCUGCAACAAUUAGCUGAAUAAUCACAGAAUUAAUGCAGAGAAAAUUAAUUGCCAACCAUGAUAAUCGAUUCAUAUUUUCAGUCAUUUUUGAAUCAUUAAUGCUGUUGAUUUGUUCGUUCCAGCUUCUUAAAUGUCAGGAUUUGCUGCUUUUCUCUGUCAUUUAUGUUCGUUAAUGAAGAGGCUUUGGGACAACAAACAGCAAAUCAGGUCUGGCAAAUUGUGAUGAGCACGUUUUUUUGAUAUUCUAUAGAUUUAACAAUUAAUUGUGAUGCCUCUUAUCUUAAUCUGCAGAUACACAAAAUAAUAUGCGGCAUUAAAAUAUCUAAAAAUGACUCGAUCCUUCUUAUACAUUUUGCUGAGUUUGUACCGCUAUUAUCUCGAAUGUUUCGAAGAAUGUUCAAAAUCAGAGAAAUACGUAACUCUGCUCAAGGGAGCCUUUCAUCAGACAGAUUUUAAUCGGCAAUGGUGACAACGAAGACAACGACUCCAAUGAUCUCAUGCUCCUGACAUCAUUUGUCUUGUUGUGACUGAGAGACCCCAAGUGGCAGAUAGAUAACAAAAAUAAUUGUGACUUGCAGCCCUGAACACAUUUCAGCUGGUACCAAGAAAGAGUUGAGGCUUGACACCGAGGGCUAAUCAGGACAGCAGGACAUCGUCUCACACCUCAACAUGCUUCUAUAAUGUGGAUCUCAAGAAAAAGGAAAAGAGGAGAAGGGGUAAAAUCAUCAGAAAGUAAAUGUACUUAUGAAUGGAGUGGAGAGGAUUUAAAGCCAGCCAGAAUGUACCGAGACAGAAAGUAAAGUGGGGUCGACUGUACAUGGUGGACAAAGUUACCACCGCAAUCUUAUCAAAGACACACACACAUUCCUACGCAGACAGUCAGGCACAAAAAUACACACACUUGGCUACAAACGAGGUUGGACAGGCCACAGGGGUCGGCGUGGAUGAGGGGAACAGCGAGAGGGAGAGGCAGAAACACACACAGAGUUCAGUUGAGCCUGGGAAAAUCAGCCCUGUACCAAAAAAGUAACUGCACUGGGGGACUGUCUGGUGGAGCCAGAGCCACUUAGUGCUCGCUGGGGAUGAGACUGUUUGACAGAGACGGAGAGACGCGCAGUCAAACGCAGAGGGAAAAUUGAGAAAAAAUGAGCGAGGCGGAUAUAAAAUAGGAAGAAGUGAGGUGUGUUAGAGGGGAGAUUAUCAACAAGUCCAUCAAGAGGGAAAAGAUCUAGUUCUGCCAGCAGCUCUUUAGCUGUCAGGAAGCGGCGACUGAGUUUUGUCAAUGAAUGAAAAAUGAUGAAUUGAAUGAAGCGACGGGGGGAAGACACAGAACAGGAUGAGAAGCCGUGGCGCUGAAAGACCAAGUCCUUGCCGCCAGAAGAAAAGGAAGACAGAAAUAGUGUGAUAGAGGAGAUUCUAACAAGAUUUUUUCUGAACUAGCAAAUGUCUAAACCCUUAACAAGAUAGAAAACCCCUCAGAGAGACAGAACGAGGGAGAGACAGAGAGAGAGUGGGAGGAGGACUGUGACCAGUAGCACCAACCAAAAAAGGUUCCCGUGGCCACAGGGUUGAGCUUUGAGGGUGGACAUUAGAGGGAAAGGGGUUCCAGUCAACAACACUGGAGACUGAACAGGGAGAGGAAGAGAGGCACUGAAUAAGUCAAGCAGAGUUCCUGUACCAAGGGAACUGGACGGUCACAUGGGCAGCUAACUUCAACAGAAGGACGACCAAAGAACAAGACCACUAUUAGGAACGUUCACUAAAUGGGAAAUGUCAGUCCUACGUGUGACGCGGCGCCAUCCCUUUACAUUUUGAAGGAGCAGUGGAAAUGCUAUUGAAGUUCAUGAGUGAUCCAUUGCUUCAGCUGUGUGGUCCUUUCAAUCCCCCUGUGACUACGACAAACCACGUGUGAUGUCUGCUGGAGACCCACGGUAACUCUUCGGCGAGAAUUGGCUGAGACCAGGAACAUUUUAAAUUUCAGUAGGACCAUUUCCCAAGUCUGUGAGGCAACAACUUGUCAUUGUCUGUUCUUACAAUUUGGAACUUUGCUUUUAGUUGUAUCAGAUUUAAACGUUUUGACUUUGCUAAGAAACAACACAUUUUAAAGGGUUUAAACUGUUUUAAGUGCACAACUGGGACUACUCAGCAAAAGUUUUUUUAUGUUCUGUUUGGCUUUAGUACUGUCAGACAUAUUUGAAGUGUGGUCCCUUUAUUGUAGUAUGUGAUCAGCUUAGUCGGGGCUGGUUUAGGUUGCUGGAGGUCAGUCGGCAGUAAGUGCUCUUACAGUAACACACAUGCACGCUUGGAAUUAUUGUUGUCUGAGAGGAACCAUCACUUCCUUUGUUUGUGAGAAUGGAAUUCAUGACAUCGGAGGAGGAGUAAAUAUUGAGACUUCCAGCUAACCAAUGCUCAUCUAAGAAGCAGGUACGUCCAAAUUGCAUUUUUGGCACUCCCACAACUGCUGUCUUAAGUCUUAAGAGACGUUUACACAGUGCUACCCAGUAUAUAAAUAUCAGUACAUCCUUUACUUCUGGAGAAGAAAAAUCUUAUGAAGGGAAGUUCCAUAUCAUCUUUGGCAUCACCUUCACUGAACUUCCACUGGAUAAGGAAUUCCUGAACUUUCUGUUCUGAGAGGGAUUCAGACCGGUGGAGCCAUGCUGAGAGGCCUGUUUCAGAGGAAACCUAAACAUGAGAGGCUGGAGGAGGAACCCGAGGUCAGAUUCAAAGGCCUGAUGGUGUCAGAGAAAGACCUGGGAUACACAUAUGUCCGACCUGGAGGCUCCGACUACUCUCCUCCUCCCCCCCUUCCUCGGCCUCCUCCCCCCGGCCUGACUAAUGAGCACAGUGGCGGUGUUAGCCACGUCGACCAUGAUGGAGGAGGGGGCGGGGUCAACCACGGGGUUGGAGUGGUGGGCCUGGCCCCGGAGCACAUCCCCACACCGGGGGCAGCCCUGAGCUGGCAGGCGGCCAUCGACGCUGCGCGGCAGGCGAAGAUGAUGGGCAAUGCCGCAGCGAGUGGAGUCGCAGGGCUUGGGUCGGGAGGGGGCGGGCCCAUCUCCACGGCCAGCUCCACGCAAAGGAAGAGACAACACUAUAGCUCUAAGCCCAAGAAACAGACAACGACAACAGCCACAAGGCCGCCACGAGCCCUGCUUUGUCUCACGCUCAAGAACCCCAUCCGCAGGGCCUGCAUCAGCAUCGUAGAGUGGAAACCAUUUGAGAUCAUCAUUCUGAUGACCAUUUUCGCCAACUGUGUGGCCUUAGCCGUCUACAUCCCCUUCCCCGAGGAUGACUCGAACGCCACCAACUCCAACCUGGAGCGUGUGGAGUAUCUGUUCCUCAUCAUUUUCACGGUUGAGGCAUUCCUGAAGGUAAUAGCCUACGGCCUGCUCUUCCACCCCAACGCCUACCUGAGGAACGGCUGGAAUCUGUUGGAUUUCAUCAUCGUAGUCGUAGGGUUAUUCAGUGCGAUCUUGGAGCAGGCCACUAAGGGGGACGGCGCCACUCCUAUUGGAGGGAAGGCGGCAGGCUUCGAUGUCAAGGCUCUGAGGGCAUUCAGAGUACUCAGACCUCUCAGAUUGGUCUCUGGAGUACCCAGUUUACAGGUAGUGUUGAACUCCAUAAUCAAAGCCAUGGUUCCCCUGCUCCAUAUCGCCCUGCUGGUCCUCUUUGUCAUCAUCAUCUACGCCAUCAUCGGCCUGGAACUCUUCAUGGGCAAGAUGCACAAGACCUGCUAUAACGACCAUGCAGUCAUUUCAGAGGAAAAGCCAGCACCGUGUGCACCUGACGGAGCUUAUGGCCGACACUGUGACAAUAAUGGAACAGUGUGCAAAGUGGGUUGGGAGGGCCCAAACGACGGCAUCACAAACUUCGACAACUUUGCCUUCGCCAUGUUGACGGUGUUCCAGUGUAUAACCAUGGAGGGCUGGACGGACGUGCUGUACUGGAUGCAGGAUGCUAUGGGCUAUGAGCUGCCAUGGGUCUAUUUUGUCUCUCUCGUCAUCUUCGGCUCCUUUUUCGUUCUCAAUCUCGUUCUGGGGGUGUUGAGCGGAGAGUUUUCCAAGGAGAGGGAGAAGGCCAAGGCACGAGGUGACUUUCAGAAACUCAGAGAAAAGCAGCAACUGGAGGAGGACCUCAAGGGCUAUUUAGACUGGAUCACUCAGGCUGAAGACAUUGACCCAGAGAAUGAAGAGGAGGGCAUGGACGAUGACAAACCUAGAAACCUGAGCAUGCCAGCAAGUGAGAAUGAAUCAGUCAACACAGACAACGCCCCCGGGGGAGACGUGGAGGGGGAGACCUGCUGUACCCGGCUAGCAAAUAGGAUCUCCAAAUCCAAGUUCAGCCGAUACUCUCGGAGGUGGAACAGGCUGUGUAGGAGAAAGUGCCGGGCGGCGGUCAAAUCACAGGUUUUCUAUUGGCUGGUCAUCUUCUUGGUUUUCCUCAACACUCUGACCAUCGCCUCUGAACAUCACCAGCAGCCUCAGUGGCUAACUGAUGUACAAGACAUAGCUAACAAGGUGUUGCUAGCACUCUUCACUGGUGAGAUGCUGUUAAAGAUGUACAGUCUGGGUCUGCAGGCAUACUUUGUCUCGCUCUUCAAUCGCUUUGACAGCUUCGUCGUGUGUGGAGGAAUUCUUGAGACCAUUCUGGUGGAAACCAAGAUCAUGUCUCCUCUCGGCAUCUCUGUGUUACGUUGCGUACGCUUGCUAAGAAUCUUCAAAAUAACCAGAUACUGGAACUCCCUGUCCAACCUGGUGGCCUCCCUGCUAAACUCAGUACGCUCCAUCGCUUCCCUGUUGCUCCUGCUCUUCCUCUUCAUCAUCAUUUUCUCCCUGCUCGGUAUGCAGCUCUUUGGAGGGAAAUUCAACUUUGACGAGACCCGACGCAGCACCUUUGACAACUUCCCCCAGUCUCUGCUCACAGUGUUUCAGAUUCUAACAGGUGAGGACUGGAACUCUGUGAUGUAUGAUGGUAUCAUGGCAUACGGUGGACCGUCCUUUCCCGGCAUGUUGGUCUGCAUCUACUUCAUCAUCCUCUUCAUCUGCGGAAACUAUAUCCUCCUGAAUGUCUUCUUGGCCAUCGCUGUGGACAAUCUGGCAGAUGCUGAGAGCUUGACAUCCGCCCAGAAAGAAGAAGAAGAGGAGAAGGAGAGGAAAAAGCUGGCCAGGUUGGCCAGUCCAGAGAAGCGUCAUAACAGCGAGAAACCACCUCUGGAGGAGGAGAAGAAGGAGAAGAUAGAGCUCAAGUCCAUCACAUCUGAUGGCGAGACCAACACUGCUAUUAAGAUUAACAUGGAUGAGUACUGUGGAGAUGAGAGUGAAGAGAAGAACCCAUAUCCUGCCAAUGAUUAUAUAGGAGACGAUGACGAUGAUGAGCCAGAGAUGCCUGUGGGCCCGAGGCCACGGCCACUGUCCGACAUCCAACUGAAGGAGAAGGCCAUUCCCAUGCCUGAGGCCCGCGCUUUCUUCGUCUUCAGCCACACCAACAAGUUCAGGGUUCUGUGCCAUAAGAUCGUCAACCACAACAUCUUCACCAACCUCAUCCUCUUCUUCAUCCUGCUCAGCAGUAUUAGUCUGGCAGCAGAGGACCCGGUCAAGAAUGACUCUUUCAGAAACCAGAUCCUUGGCUAUGCGGACCAUGUCUUUACUGGACUCUUCACCAUAGAGAUCAUUCUGAAGAUGACAGCCUAUGGAGCCUUCCUCCAUAAAGGUUCAUUCUGUAGGAACUAUUUCAAUAUUCUGGACUUGGUGGUGGUCAGUGUGUCCCUCAUCUCCUCUGGAAUACAGUCCAGUGCAAUUAAUGUGGUGAAGAUCCUGAGAGUUCUGCGAGUGCUCAGACCGCUGAGGGCUAUCAACAGAGCCAAGGGACUAAAGCAUGUUGUGCAGUGCGUGUUUGUAGCCAUCAGGACCAUCGGCAACAUUGUCAUCGUCACCACGUUGCUCCAGUUCAUGUUCGCCUGUAUUGGAGUACAACUCUUUAAGGGCAAGUUCUUCUCCUGUACCGACACCUCUAAACAGACUCAGGCAGAAUGCAAGGGUUCCUUCAUUAUGUAUAAGGAUGGAGAUGUGGGGAAGCCCGAAAGAGCCCAGAGAAUGUGGGAGAACAGUGACUUCAAUUUUGACGAUGUCCUGCAAGGCAUGAUGGCCCUGUUCGCUGUGUCUACCUUUGAGGGUUGGCCAGGGUUACUGUACAAGGCCAUAGACUCUCAUGCUGAGGACAUCGGCCCCAUCUACAACUACCGUGUGGUCAUCUCCAUCUUCUUCAUCAUCUACAUUAUCAUCAUUGCCUUCUUCAUGAUGAACAUCUUCGUUGGUUUCGUCAUUGUAACAUUCCAAGAGCAAGGAGAGCAAGAAUAUAAGAACUGUGAGCUGGACAAGAACCAGCGGCAGUGUGUCGAGUAUGCUUUGAAGGCCCGUCCAUUACGUCGCUACAUCCCCAAGAACCCUUACCAGUACAAGGUGUGGUAUGUGGUCAACUCCACCUAUUUUGAGUACCUGAUGUUCACACUCAUCCUUCUCAACACCAUCUGUCUGGCCAUGCAGCAUCAUGGACAGACCAAGAAUUUCAAUGAUGCCAUGAACAUCCUCAACAUGCUCUUCACUGGACUCUUCACUGUGGAGAUGAUCCUUAAGCUGAUCGCCUUCAAACCCAGGGGGUACUUUAGUGAUCCCUGGAAUGUGUUUGAUUUCCUCAUCGUAAUUGGCAGCAUAAUAGACGUCAUUCUCAGUGAGAUCAACCCAGCUGACUCCUCCUCGUCCUCGUCCUCCUCCUCUUCGUCCUCCUCCUCCUCCUCUUCCUCCUCUCACCCCCCUGCGGUAAGGCCAAUGGUACGCUCCGACGGUAACCUCGCCCGCCUCCCCACCUCCUCCGCCAUCCCUCCAUCCUCCCAUCCUUCCAUCCCUCCUUCUGCUACGCCAUCCAUGGGACUGCAGAACUCUGAAGAGAACGCCAGGAUCUCCAUCACCUUCUUCCGGCUGUUCCGCGUGAUGAGGCUGGUGAAGCUGCUGUCUCGCGGGGAAGGGAUUCGGACCCUGCUGUGGACCUUCAUCAAAUCCUUCCAAGCACUGCCCUACGUAGCUCUGCUUAUAGUGAUGCUAUUCUUCAUAUACGCUGUCAUCGGCAUGCAGAUGUUUGGUAAGAUAGCGCUGCGGGACCACACGCAGAUCAACAGGAACAACAAUUUCCAGACGUUCCCUCAGGCAGUGCUGCUGCUCUUCAGAUGUGCAACAGGUGAGGCGUGGCAGGAGAUCAUGCUGGCAUGCACGCUCAAUCGGCCAUGUGAGAAAGGAUCGACCAAUGAGAACAGCUCGGCCACCGAGGACUGUGGCAGCCAGUUUGCCAUCAUUUACUUUGUCAGCUUCUACAUGCUCUGUGCCUUUCUGAUCAUCAACCUGUUUGUGGCCGUCAUCAUGGACAACUUUGACUACCUGACACGUGAUUGGUCGAUCCUGGGGCCGCAUCAUCUUGAUGAAUUCAAGAGGAUCUGGGCUGAAUAUGACCCAGAAGCUAAGGGAAGGAUAAAGCACCUGGACGUGGUGACUCUGCUGCGGAGAAUCCAGCCUCCCCUCGGCUUUGGAAAGCUCUGUCCACACAGGGUCGCCUGCAAGCGUCUGGUGUCAAUGAACAUGCCUCUGAACAGUGAUGGAACAGUGAUGUUCAACGCCACGCUGUUCGCCCUGGUCAGGACUGCACUCAGGAUCAAGACAGACGGUAACCUGGAGCAGGCCAAUGAGGAACUGAGGGCAAUAGUGAAGAAGAUCUGGAAGAGAACCAGCAUGAAGCUGUUGGAUCAAGUAGUGCCCCCUGCUGGUGAUGAUGAGGUGACAGUUGGGAAGUUCUAUGCUACCUUCCUCAUCCAGGAAUAUUUCCGCAAGUUUAAGAAGAGGAAAGAACAAGGGCUGGUGGCCAAGGUGCCCCCCAAAACUGCCCUCUCGCUGCAGGCGGGCCUGCGGACGUUGCAUGACAUCGGUCCAGAGAUUCGGAGGGCCAUCUCUGGAGACCUGACCGUGGAGGAGGAGCUGGAUAAAGGCUUGAAAGAGCCUGUGUCGGCUGCAUCCGAGGAUGAUAUCUUCAGGCGUACGGGCGGGUUGUUCAGCAACCAUGUCAACUACUACAACCAGAGCGAUGGCCGCAGUUCCUUCCCACAGUCCUUCACUACCCAGCGUCCCUUGCACAUCAGCCAGAAGGGCUCCCCUUGCGAAGGUGAAAGUCCGUCCCACGAAAAGCUCAUGGACUCGACCACUUUCACCCCGUCCUCUUACUCUUCAUCUGGCUCCAACGCCAACAUCAACAACGCCAACAACACCGGCAUGGCCGGGGUGGCGACCCAGGGAAUCAGUCGGUUCCCAAGCCCGUCCAUAAGUACUGUGGACGGGCACACAGGACAGCCGCUCACCCCCAUCCUGCUACCAAGAUCAGCAUGGUGCUUUCCUCCAAAGAGGACGUGUUUUUAUGACACCCUCAUGCGCUCGGACUCAAGUGACAGCCGUCUGCCGAUCAUCCGAAGGGGCGAGGGGUCAACAGAGGAGACGUACGAUGAGAGCUACGCUGACGACAGGGAGUAUCAUGAGGACGACCACUCGCUCUCCUCUGACAUGCUGGUGUAUCAUGAUGACACAUGUAAGCAGCUGACUCCCAUGGAGGGAGGAGAGGAGGUAGAAGACAGAAGAGGAGGCGGAGGGUGGCAGUCUCCCAGGAGAGUCUUCCUCUGCCCCACUUCUCUGGGGCGGAGAUCAUCUUUCCACCUGGAGUGUCUGAGGAGACAGUCAAGGCCAGACGUCUCCCAGAAGACGGCCGUACCCUUACACCUUGUACAUCAUCAGGCUCUGGCAGUCGCAGGGUUGAGUCCUCUGUUAAGAAGGAGUCACUCACCUACCCUCUUCAGCCGGCUGUGCUCCACGCCUCCAGGCAGUCCCACAGCCCAUGGCAGUGAUGCCUCCUACCAGCGAGUGCCCUCUCUGAGGCUAGAGGGCUCAAACUCUCAUGAAAAGCUCAAUACCAGUUUGCCCUCUGUCAACUGUGGGCCCUGGUACAGCGACAGUAAUGGGAACAGCAGGGUGCCCAGUCCUAGCCCCAGUGUGUCAGUUUCCAAUCCAAGACCACAGCGGCCGGUGUCGCUCACAGUGCCCUCACUGCUGGGAAAAGACUCCAGCUCACUGUGUCACGGCAGCGCAGGCAGUCUGGUGGAGGCGGUGCUAAUAUCAGAGGGUUUGGGUCAUUUCGCCCAGGAUCCGUCGUUCAUUGAGGUGACCAAAGCCGAGUUGGCUGACGCCUGCGACAUGACCAUUGAGGAGAUGGAGCACGCAGCCAACAACAUUCUCAACGGCAGCAGCGCCACAAACGCCACAUCAAGCACCUCCUCCACCUCCCAGCACAGCCCCAAUGGCAACCUCCUCCCCUUCCACACAGCAGCAGCAGCAGCAGCAGCAACGCACAGGGACCAAGUGGUCAGCGAGGGCGGGGAAGAGGCCGGUGGAAGCAGAGGUUCCAUCCACGGCCCGUCCUCAGUGGAGGAGCGGCAGGAGCUGCUAGCAGGGGGGAGGGGACGAGAAGAGGAGGAGGAAGAGGCGGAAGCGAAGGAGGAGGGGCACCACAGAAGCUCGCUUGUGAUUGGAGGAGCGCGGCAGAGGAACAGCGGGCUGUUGGAGGACGAGGAUAAUGAGUGUGUGACGAGUUUGUAGGAGUCGGCUUGACGGGUUCGAUCGGCCGACCGGCCCCUCUGACAUCAUCAGAGACUGACGCUUGUCAGUGCUGGGUUACAGCGCCGCAGCUGGCUCUGUCUGUCCCCGCCCCUCACACACACAUAAACACACACACACACACACACACUGUCUGCCUCUCUGCCAGACGUAACCGUUCUGGACAUUGGCGGCCAGUGACGCAACCUUAAACACCUGGUUAUGACUUUGUUGGUUUCUAUGAGUUUGUAUGUGUGUGAAUAUUUGUAGUAAAGUAUACCACACUAUACUCUAUAAUAUCUGAGUGUAUGCUCGUGUGUGUGAUCUAUGAUUUUCUCUAUUUGUACGUGUACGUGAGUGCGUGUGUUCUCCACACGUGUCUGAGUGUGUCUCUAAAGUGCCUCACAGUUUUAUCAUGUCCUCAAAGUGUGAAGAGCAGAAAAGUAGAGACAAGCAAAAAACAUGCAAGGGGAAAGCAGGGAUGAAGGAAAGGUAGAGAGGAAAUACCAGAAGCAGGAUGUCCUUUUAUGGAUUUCCUGCCGUUGACAUAAUGUGUUAAUUGUUUUCAUUUCCUCUGCCUACUUUGGUGUUGUGUUAUUGUUGUUUGUCUGGCCGCCAUGAAGCCAGGUAGGGGACAGCAGACCAGCUCGUGGGGGGGGGUCUGUUAAGGAUUCAAACCUGACCGUACCCACUUGAGGUCAAAGGUCAACUCCUCCUUCUUGGUUCACUGAUGAUGAAGCGCUGUAUUGAGUAAACGGGGGCGAGGAAAACCCUGUUUGAAAUCUCAUUUCUCUUCCUCUUCCAAAGCUAAGGAACCUUGGAGCACAGCCCUGCCAGCCUGGGGGUGGGAUUAAGGUGACACGCCACCCCUAGCCAAGGGGGGGAAGGAUUUGAGGGACGGACCAACAGCCACAACAGGGCUGCUGUAGGGGGCCACGGGCAGAGAGAGACACUCUCUGGCCAACAGGAAGCUAGCCAGCUCUUUCAUUCGCUGGUCGAUAAGAUGCCAGCGAGAGACAAACUCAACUCGUCCGUCACCUUGAUCUGGCUUUGCCUCCUUCACCGCUUUUACUUGUUUGGCCACACCCACUUCCUGCCCCAAACAGGAAAUGGGAGGAGCAUUUGGUGGCUAAGCAGCGACAGCAAGCCCUCUAAUUCUGCCUCAUACCUCGCCGUUCCUCACUCCUCCCUCUCUCCUUCCUCCCUCCUCUUUGGUUUUUCCACCAUCACGUCUCCCUCCAUCGCUGGGUUUUUGCUUUUUCAGCCCUCGGGAGGCGAGUGUGUCGAACAGGGCAACAGAGACGGAGGGUGGAGGAGAGAACGGGAGUGACCGAUUGAAAAGAAAACAGACUCUGGGCAUGGAUCUACAGAGGAUCUGUCCGUCAAUCAACCUCACUUCCUUCUCCGAGACCCUCCUCUUCCUCUCAGCGUGAAAUCCUAUUGGAUUUGCUGCCACACACUCUCUCUACAGACCACGCCCACUAUGUAUUUAACAGUUCAAUAUUGUGCAAAACUGGCUAGCCAUGACUAUUUUGUUUUAUAUUCAUGAUGUUAUUGGUUUAAUUUAUCCUUGAUUUGUUUGCACAAUCGGGGUGCUGGUCUUAUAAAUGUAUUUUUGCUCGGUUUAUUUUAGGAGAAUUUUAAGAGGUUUUAAGUAUCGAAGCAGGGCGUAGUGUUUGCGUGCGAGUGUAUAACUAUAUUUGUGCGUGCGGGUGUGCGUCUGCGUUUUAGUACAGGACGUGUGUGUAUGUGUGUGUGUGCGCGCGAAUGUGUGAGAUAGCGUGUAUCUAAAAGGGGGGUCUUUCUCUCUAUCAGUAUGCACCUUUUACAGAUUGUAUCUAUUUAUUUAUUUAUUUUUCCCAGAAGAGAAAAAAAUGUGCGUGAGGAUGUACGUCUGUGUGUGCGUGCGCGUGUGCCUGUGUCCGAGUGGUUACUUAUGUAUUCUAAAAAGCUGAUUUUAAGCCUAGACAGUAAAUUAAGGUAGCAUUACAAGUAUGGUAUUGUGUGUGUGUGUGUGUGUGUGUGUGUGUGUGUGUGUGAGAGAGAGAGAGAGGGAGAGAGAGGGUGUGUGUCUGUGUGCGUGUGUGUGAGUGAUAAUGGGCCUCCUUAACACAGGGUUACCAUGGACAGGCAUGCUUCCAAAGCUUUGUGGUUUCUUUAGCACGGUUUUUACUUUUUAGCCAAGCUGCAGAGUCAGAAGCUACUCUAUCUUUGAAAAUCAGUCAUUUCAUAACUUUUUGUUCAUUUUUCCGUAUAGAGGUAGUUAGGCGUAAGGUCUCCAGCGAGGUCAGAGCGACGGUCAACGUUUACAGCUGUGAUGAGUUUCGGCGUUGCAGCUUGAAGGUAACAAGCCUUUUUGGCGUUUGCUGCUUUUACUUCUUGACGAUGGACGGUCGCUCUGAACGGUAGAAGCACCAAAUUCGCACUGCCACAGUGACGCCUCGUGAACUGAACUGGGGGUAUGACGCCCCCCGAUCACUCGGCUGUAACACACCGUAAUUACAAUGAGUUUGUCAUUUAAUCAUAGUUUCAACUCCAAAUGAACUAUUAGGGCUGGUGUACAGAUGCUGCAAGACUUCUGAAUCACAUCUCUUUGUCUGAGGUCUGCUCAUAUCACAAAACAUGAUGAUUUAUUGUUGAUUUUUUUUUUUUUUUUUUUUUUUGUCAUUGUUAGAAAUAAAAGAUUUCCCUGUCUGUAAUCAUUGUACUACAGACAGGGAAUUGAUAAGAUGUGUUUGGGUGACGUGAUAAAUUCUUGGACACAGAUCAGGAAAGUGUCAUCUUGGAAGUUGUGUCCCGGCUGAUCCCCUGGUGUGAUUUCUGUCUUUUCAUUUUCUCUUUAGGGAUUUUUUGGUAGCAUGCUGACAACUUUUUAUCGACCUUUCUCUAGUAUGGCACAGGUAUGAUCCUCAGGCCUCAGUACAUUACACAGGGCACAGGUCUCUCUUUGUAUCUUCUCCAAAAAAAAACAUUCCUAAUGUCAGUAUCACACCCUUGUUACCAGUAUUCACAUUUAUUAAAUGACUUACUAAUAUUUCAAGCUGAAGUUAUUUAAAUAAGCGCUCAAACUUUGGAGGAAAAAACACAAUUGUAAUCACCAAAAUCCCAAUGCAAAGUCAAGUAGACGCUAGGAUAGUCUGUAUCUUACCAUACUAGUGCUCCCAUGCAGAUACAUCUCAGUUAUAAAUUUACAUUAGCAUUAAAAACAGUUUCUUCAAACUCUUUACUAGCCCGGAAAUCUAAAUAUGUUCAAGUAACAGUUCUGUAAUUCCAUAAAUUGUCUCAAUUAAAAUGUCACUUUAAUACACAAUGAAUUCCCACCCAGAAACGCCACCACAUGUCACCUUACAGCCAUGAGUUUUCCCUUUGAGUUACCACGAAGGACUAACUGCUGAGCUCUCAUUCCCACGUGUUAAGCAGAGCAGGUUUGUGGCAGGGAAGGGUAUGCAUGAACACACUGCCAUACACUGCAUCCUGUGCCAGUAACAGACUUCUGACAUUAUUAUGCAAACUAAAUGUGAAUGUUGAACGUGUUUUAAGUGGCAGUGCUAAUUGUUGUUUUUGUGGUUCUGAUCAUACAAACCCCGAAGAAGUCUGUGUUGUCAAAGGAAAUACCCUUCCUGACAUUUUUUUUUUCCUUCAUAAGAUAUCUUCAGCAUUUCAUUCUUUCUUUCAGUUGUUCUAAAAGCACCUCAUUUAAAUAGUCCUUUUAUUUAAAUAACGUGAUACCAUAAGCUCAGUUUCAGUAUAAGCUGCUUCUUUUCAGUCGGACUUUGAAGUCUAAAGGUUAUGAAGGCAGAUUUAGGAAUGGUCAAGCAUGUUAAUGUGUGUGCAGGGAAGCAUCUGGGUUCAGCGUUUUGAUCUUGAGGUUAGGACGUUUUUGUUUUGGAUUCCACACCUUGCUGCAUCGGCCCUGGUAAAGUUUAUUAAAUUCCCCUCCUGGAACGUGGACAUUCAGCAACCCCUCCAUUUUUGUGAAUAAAAGACAAUACAUGAUAGUCACGUGCACUCUGAAGCUAGAUUCAGUCCCUAAUUCACGUUCAGUGAGACAUUAUAGACGUGCACGCUCCUACAGAGUAACUCUGCGUAUCAGAAGUGCCAAACCAGGCAGUGUUGUGUCUGUUUGGAGGCUCUUUGGUGUCAGGUGAUUCUGUCAGAGGCCUGUGGUGCCCUCGUGUGGAGUGGAGCAGCAUUGCAGUUGUUGUUUUUUUUAUGUUCCAUGUAGGUUAGCGUGAACUCUGAGGUGUUGUUUGGCAGUGUACGGUUUGAGUGGAUGUAAACCUGCAUCCCACAAGAUAUGCAAAAACAAUGCAAUAACUAUGACUGUAUACUAGGUUCCCGAAGUAAAUGUACUUGUGAAAGUGAAAAAAAAAAUAUCAUGCCAAUGUUUUUUUGUUUUGUUUAGUUUUUUCUUUUCUGUUUGUUACACUUGUAAGUAAACUCAGUGGUUUCCAUGCCAGAGAAACCUAACAUACUUGAAAUCAGGUACAUUGCAGUGCAGUAUAGUAAAGAUGUAUUUAUUUAUCUUGAUCGUGGCAGGGUGUCAGAUUCGCGCCUGCGGUCGGAGGCACGUGUCGAGACAGCGAGGUGAGGUGUCCCUUUUCUCUCGUUUAUUUCCAGUCAGUUCUUUUAAUGGAUUGAGCUACAGUAUGUGGGCGUUACCAUCAGUAUUGCAUGAGGUUCACAUGUUUGACGUUGAGCGUGCCAGGUAUUGCGGUCGUUUUUUUGUUUUUAGCAUAUCGCAUUAUGACAGAGUAGCUAUUUCUAUUUAGUGUACAUAUGAUUAAAGUCAGUAUUUUUUUUCUCUACACACACAUCUGACUGUGGACAGCAGUGGAGCGGUAUUUGGAUGGUGAUUUUGCAUAUCUUGUGUCUUAUGGGCUCAUUCUCUGAGAAGGAUAGAGCUCGUGUUUAUAUGAUUAUUGAGAAGCUGAGAGAAAAAGAGAUCUAAAGUAUUCUGACUCCCCAGUUUAAGACAGGCAUCGCUACUUCUUUGCCUACGUGUUGCCAUAGUCUCUGUCUUCGACUUCUAUCUUUUCUCCUCGUCUGACAUGUAGAAAAUGGACCAGUGGAAAUAAUUCAGAUGAAAUGGACCGAAUAACCCAAAACUGGUGGAUGAUACUGGACGAACACACAGGCAGGAGCCAACACAUUCACACUUUGUAGCUUAGUAGCUUUAUUCAAGCUCAAAGUGGACAGAAUGCAUGAAAAAGUCAAUGAUCGUUUAAAACCAGAGAUUUGUCCCACUUCCAUACUACACACUAAUUCUGAGCAGGUUUGAAGUAUUAGUCUUUUCAAACUUAAAUGACAAAAUCAGUCAAAGCAGUCCUGACGACCCAAAAGCUGCAAAAAAUGAGAGUAACCUUUACUCCCCAUUUGUUUUAGUCUUGAAGUCUUGAAGAAAAUUGAUGGUAGAAAUAUAUGCAGCAGAUAUCCUGAUGUGUAGCCCCUAGUAUGGGUAAAGCUUCAAAUAUGUCGGAAACUAUAUUUCUAAUAUUCCAACAAAUGAUAUCUCAUUUUUAUGCUGCAUUUCAAUUAAAGUUGGAUGUCGUAAUUUCCAACUUCUGACCUUCCAAAGUGUUCCAGGUGCUUGACGCCAAAAAUUAACCAAAAGUUGGAUGACAGGAACAAAACCAUGUCUCCCUCAGCAGUGCAGCGACUCACGGAAAAUGACGUGUGAGUUAACAGACGCCAUUAUACAUUUAAUGGUUAAAGACAUUGUAUGUAUUGCAUCAUCUCUUGUUAGUAUGCUGAUUUCUUGUAUACGCACAGCACAAACAUACCACUAACGCAGUGUGUCGUAUGGAUUUGGAACAUCCCUGUUGUGUCUGUUAGUAACGAGUAAAUCUCCACCUGCAGCUAGUUAAACUAAAACUACACCCCUCUGCCAUAAAGAAAUUCAAGUUAUUUCCUCGAGUGAAAGCAAAGAUAGAGAGAGAAUGAAGGCCUGGUUUAUUGACGGAUGACAAUCUAGUAGAUGGUUGACGACAGAGGGAAAGCAGCGGGUGUUUUGUCUGGAUGGAGAGUAAUUUUUGGUUUUAUUUCAUCAUGUUUGAAGGUCUGACAUGGUGAACUAUAUAUCCAAGUAACGUUUCUUGUGCAUGGGUUUCUCUCUCUAAGGAUAUAAAGUAUUGGUCCUAUGUGAAUGAUAAUAUCUUUUGUCUCACCACUAGCCAAUGAUUGUAUAUUUUUAUAUACUGUAUACCAUACUAUAGCAAGAUAUAUAUGAAUAUAUAGUAUUUAAUCACCAGAAUGUUAGAGUAAGGAAAAAGGCAGGACACUUAUUUGGGAAUGUAGUUAUUGAAUACUGGUUAUGAAAAAUGUGCUAUAUAUGCCUACUGACUGAGGGUCAGUAUGAAUUUAUUGAACAAGUCCCACUUUAGUGACUGCACUGUUGACCUGAAUGAAGCAGCAGGGAAUGAUGUAGUUAUCUUUACUGAAGAGGAUUGACGGAAUUUACACAACAGGCUUGAUUCCCAGACUUACAGUCUUUAACUUUAAAUACGAUUAGCUGAGCAACACAGAAAGGCGUCCUCACAGCUUUUCACGUUCGAACAUCUAAAACACACUGGAAAGGCAGUGAUCCAUGCCUCAGUUUCACAGUUUGACAUCUAUCCUCUAACCUUUUAAGCAACAGACAUCUAAUAUCUAAAACACGCUUCGCUUACGUGUUCGUUUUUUUCGUCGAAGUGUUUAAAAAGACAUACCAGCAAAACCUGUCAGCGCAGGAGGUCAAAGUCUGGACAUUUUUCCUACUGUAGCACCGAGAGAACUGUCUCUCUUUCACUAGUCCUAUAUCAGCGACACACACUUAUACACUGUACACUUUUUCAAAUGCAUUAUUUAAGCUAUUAACAUCAAACCAAAAAGUAUCCACCUGUCAAGGACUAGAACUCUCUAUGCUUUGAGCCAUGAAAAUCAUGUAGCUUCAAUUAUUUUUCUUCCACAACAACAACAACAACAAAAAAAGGAAUUAGUGGACUUGAACUACAUCUCCAAAAUGUACACUGACCUACUUUUGUGUGUUUAUGCAGCAAUGGAGAAAAAAAAUUCAGUCACAUCUUUUGUGUCAUCUGAAAAAAAAAAUGUUGAAUUUAUGUGACGGUGAGGUCGACGAAGACUCAAAAAUAUUUUAUGUUUGUGUGGAAGAGCUGCUUUACGUGUACACGAAUAAAUCUGAAGCUGCUCAGUAUUUAGAGAAAGAUGUCAUCCGACAUGCUUUAACAAAUAUUAUACACACAUAUACCACUUAAAAAGUAUUAGAGUUGUGUUUAUCCUAAACUACUAUGAGAGAGGGUGAGGCCGGAGAGCAGGAGUCGUCUUUAUGUUUCCUGUCGCUCAGAUUUUCCUCACGUGACUCUACCAUCGUCCCGACAGAUCUAUUUUCUUGUAAACAGAAAUGUUUGUUGAUCGUUGUCUGAUCCUGACAAAACAUAUUUUAAGAGGACUAUUUUGAAUAUAAAUGUUAUUUUCCUUUUUUUUUUUUCUAGGUACAAAUCAGCAAAGCCUGUUGUAGGAAUCUAAUUAAAUUUAAUUAUUAAAAAUGUGAAUUCCCCCUUUUUUUCCCCGGAGAAACAAGAGAGAGGACGUUCCUCUUUGUUUUUUCUGUUGUACAGACGUUAUUUUGAAGACAGCACCAAUGAACGCUUUGGGGGACAGAGAGUGCAAAGAGAGAAUAUAUUAUGAAAUCCAUGUGUCUUCUAUUUUAGAUAUUAUAUAUAGAAAACUAUAUCAAAAUUAUAAGAUAUUGAAGGUUUGUUGGAUUUUGCAGAGGGUUGAAAUAACUUUUUGAGAUGAAAUGCCCAGAUCACAUUUAAAAUCCACAUAUGUUGGCAUUUUCUAUGUCGGACGCAGAGGACAGACGUUUUCAGUGUUUCUAUUAGGUUUACAAACCAUGAUCGAUAAGUUUCCUUUGUGUAAAGAAAUUUGCAUCCGUCUGUUGCCAGUGCAAAAGCAGGAUUUUCGGGAGAGAUGUGCAAUUAGAUUACAGUUAUCUUCUCACUAGAUGGAUGGAUUCAUUACAAAAAUAUGACUGUCAAAAAAUGAUGCCGAGCGAUAAACGAAACAAGGAACACAUUCAAUUUUAUAGCCUGGAAUAAUCGGAUCCUAUUGAAUGGAUUUUGGAGGGAAGUAUUCCGAAAAUUUUAAUAACCACAAUCACUGUGGGCACAUUUUUCCCAACCCUCUGCUUAUUGUGCUGCACUGGCUCAUAGUUGCAAACCCUCAUAAGCGCAUGUGAGGCCUUCGCCGAUCAAUCUUGGGUAAAAAAAAAAAAUGGAUUGAUUCGCUCAAGACGGCGGUGAGGAGCAAAUACCUGAUUUAUUUACGACCCUCUUCCUGGGUUUUUUCCCCCCGGGGCUGUCGAGCCCUGAAAUGAACCAAAUAGAUGAUAUUUGCUUGCCCAGUAGAUUCAGUAAUAAUAUGUAGGAUUGUUUGGUAUGACUCACCCAUCGUGUAGCAGCACCUACAGCAGCAUCCCUAUGUGGACAUUAAGGACGACUGUUAAUAUUGUAAGGACCUUGAAAGCCUCAUGUAUAUCACUCACUCCUUCUCUCACUGCUGUUCAUACACUUGAAUGAAUAAUAAGUCAUAAAGGAGAUCCCUGCAUACGGAAGCCAGGGACUGCCAUGCUUGCAUUACCUUUAUUUUGUGUGAUCAUUUACUUCAUUAACUCGAGAAAACCUGUACUUGACCUUCCUCGGCUUCCGCUGUUACGGAAGCCUUGCCGUGCUAAUGGGCUAAUUCAAUUUGUUAUCCCGAGGAAAUUCCAGGUUGACCUUUCUCAGCUUCCGUAGGUAUGGAAGCCAAGAACGGCCAUGCUUGUCAGAUCAAGGAGUACCCAUUUAAAUAUCCGCACAUCAGACUGUAUUUCAGUCAAGGUUCAGUCAUGAUAGUGAUCUUCAUAGCUGAAAUCAGGUGUGAUCAAAUGAAACAGACGCUCGUUUUCGUGAAACAAGUCGCUCACUUGUUACAGAUUAUCUUGUUAUCUCGAGAAAUCUACGUUUUGUUUAUAGAGCUAAAUGAACCAUGAAAAAAAGCUUAGUUAUCUUAAAUCGUGAACAAGAGCUCUCAAGAUAACACCACUGAAAAAAAUAAUAAUAAUUGCGAGCAUGGCCGUUUUUGGCAUCCGUAGGAUCCCUGUUUGCACACAUUACGGUAUCUGACACAGAUUGCGCUUUAUGCUUCACUUUCUUGGAGAAGGACACAGCACCCACAGCCUGUUGACAGAGCUAGAGGAGUUUUACUGUGCCAGUUUCUAACAGUGGCUUUCUUCAGGAUCUUACUUCAGCUGACAGCUCUCCGCUCUCGAGGCGUGGCAGCAGCUUUACCAUGCAGACUUUCUGUCGGUGGUUCCGGUGUUAAAACUGUGAAACCGUGAAUGUCUCCUCCGUCUGCUGCUUCUCUCUGAUUCCUCUGAUAAGAGCUGCGUCACAUUGCACCAUGAAUGAGAAUGAUUACAUCCCUUGAAUGUAAGACGCAGCGACGCUCAUACUGGUGUACUUGCAUAUCUGAAAAAAACACCACUUUAAUGGAUAAAGGCUGUUGUUUUGGUAUUUUUCCUUUUUUUUAGCAGCCCUUAGCGCAAGAAAGUGUUGGGAACUUUAGCCAGCUAUCUCAGUUUGGACCACCACAGGCAUAAAAGAUCUGAUUAGGCCUAUUUGCUGACACAUGGGGUCUGAUUCCACCACAUUUGACCACAAUGAGUUAAAAACAAAUAGCUCUUCUAUGCCUGCGUGUGAGUAAAUGCAGCUCUAACGAAUGACUCGGCUCACCUGAGAGCAGCGGCAGUGUCAUGUACAUUAUCAGUGUUUCCUUCCACCUCUGUGACAGCAUGCAGGCCAUUUAUCCGGUGGCAGGAGAUCCAAGGCUCCAUCCGUAUGAUGUAGUGUUGAUAGAAAAGCUUUCCUUGCUCCAUAUUUCUGAGUAAACAGCAGGGCCGCGUGGCUCUGUCCUCCACUGGUCAGUAGUGUCUUAUGAUCUUGUUCAUAGUCUUAGUUCACUACUCAUGCAAAGUGUUACAGGGCCUUUUGACAGGAUUGAGCUGUUUGUUUGUUCUCGUUCUUUUUUCCUGUCAGGAGAGAAGUCUGUCGUCGACCCUCGAGUUUGUUUCGUGUGCCGGCAGCGGUGUUCACACAGAGACCAAUUUGUUGUAAUAUUAGUAGUGACGCUACUGUUAAAUGUAGUAUUUAAUGACAGCACUAUUUAUGGUCAAAAAAAAUGAACUAGAGUGUGUUAUUGUACUUGCGGUAGCUUUGGAGGCAGGUGGCCAUUCUGUAUCUUGAGUUCUAUAACAUAAGCCACUCCCCCCUCGGCAUGCGAGGGAUUUCAUUGGUCCUGAGGUUGCUAAGUGACACUGGCCCAGCAUCAUUUGGUUUCCUCGGUGGUGACGACUGCAUGGUCUCAUGGUUGACACACCCUUUUUCUUCUUCUUCUUCUACUUCUUCUUCUGCUUCUCUUUCUUUUUUCUAAAGGAGAGUUCUUGAUUUUUUUGGUUGUUUUUUUUUUUUUGUCCAUUCAUUUCAUUUUAGAUUUUAGAAAGGGAAAGAAUAUGAAUCAAAUAAAUCAGAAUAUUAAUUCAAUCACUUUUUCUACUCCUAUUUUCAAUAAAAAGUGAAACGAAAAAACCAAACAAAAAGUUGAUUUGUAAAUAAGUGAUGUACAGUUUGUAUCUGUAACUUGUCAGUCUGUCAUUGGUGACAGAGUCUGUCUUGCUUAUAACGCACGCUACCAGUAAAUAAAAAAAGGAAAAAGUAUAUUUAGACUGUAUGGUCCCUUGAAAGCAAGUUUUAAAUUAAUAUCUGAUGUAUAUUCCUGUAACAUUGCAUUUUUAUCUGAGGAAUGAUGUUAUUAAAAAAUUGCAAAUAAAUUGCAUUUCCUACA